Trichoderma citrinoviride is the source of this 1248-nucleotide messenger RNA. RefSeq lists its product as hypothetical. The transcript is spliced from 2 exons. The record is from RefSeq and is a predicted model, not a curated record. Lineage: Eukaryota; Fungi; Ascomycota; Sordariomycetes; Hypocreales; Hypocreaceae. The coding region runs from base 1 to 1248 and encodes 415 amino acids.
AUGCCCUGCCUGCGAGGAAUCGAACUGUCCCUCGUCGUUCAGCCAGAUUCGAUCCAGCUGCCCGAGUUUCCACAUCCCGAUGCUUCUUCAGUCCGCGUGGCGUCUGUUGGCGAAGCCGUAUCCAAGCUUCAGGACCUCGAUGCCGCGCCUCCCGGCUUGGACUCGCCUCGAAUCCAAAAGACAGCCCCCAGGGCUUCCGUCUACGUCCCUUCUACACCAGGGUCGCAGUUCUGGGUGCAAUAUUUCAUCCAUCGCCAUCCAGAGCCGGCAUGUUACCUCUACUUCAAGCUCUUUAUCAACGGGCGCAGCAUCACCAGCUGCGGAAUCAAGCCCGGGGCGGAAUCAGGCAUCAUCUCACGGGCUUUGUUUGAGCCGAGUGAUCGAUGGCACUUGCAGCAAAAUGGAAUGUUGCUCAAGAGGAGUGGGAUCGAGUCGAGGUCGUUCUGCUUUGCUCCUGGUCCUGAUGCCGUUGCUGCGGCUGACGAUGGGGGCCUCAUUGAGGUGCGAGUCUUUCGGGCAAAGAGUCGGAGGAGGAGCACGCCUCAGUUGGCGCCGUAUCGAGACCAGGAACAAUAUGGCAUAAUAUCACCUUCGACUGGACUCCUUGAGCACCCCGAAGAUGCAAGCUAUUACGAAUGGAGUCUACAGGACGCGACAGACGCGCCGUAUGCGACCUUUUGCUUCCACUAUCGUGCAUGGUCCUAUCUUUGGGAUCUGAAUCUCGUGGUGGACGAUGGCAACGCUCUGCUAUGUAGUGGCACACUGGACGAGAGGUUUGGAGGAAGCCGACAUCAGGAUAAUGCGUAUGGCAGCCCGAGGGAAGAACAGGAGACGCAGCUCAUCGAUCCGGACAUGGUGUAUUCAGAGACACAUGAUGAUACUCGAAUAACUGCACAGCGUCGUCACAGCCGCGGUCGUCAUCGUCUCCAGAGUGUUUCCGAAGGAAGCGAGGAAGAGCCAUAUCUCAUGGAACAAGUAGACAACGGCCAGCGUCGCCGCCGCAAGAGAUCUUCAUCAUCUUCAACAAGACCGCCAAGGAGAAGCUCGCACGCACAUGUCCACAUGGCCACGAUGAUGCUGCUUCCUCCCGUCAUGGAAGAAGAAGACGUUUUCACAGACUCACAUGAGUCGCCGGAGCAGCACAGGACGAUGUCCGCAUCUACGAAGCGCUUUUAUGCCCACCAGCACUUUUACUCGGGCUUCCGCCGACCCUUGCCCACGGUGAAGGAAGUGCCGAGGCUCGAAUGA